UUGUAUUAAUUAAGGGGACAUCAUAUACAUUCUCGGCUCAUUUAUUCCAAAUUGGAAAUUCACAUUGAUAGUCGAUUAACUAAUUCAUUUGCUUGAUUCAAACUCAAUUGCAUCAUGCUUUGCCCACACUACACUUAUUCGACCAUACAAUUUUGCAGGGCAAUAAAGUAUCUAUUCAAAUAUAUAAACAAACCGGAAGACCGAGCGAAAGCAUCUUUGGUUGGCAGUCAAACCUCUAUGGGUACUGAAAUUGCUGGAACAUCUACCUCAGUCAACCGUAUAGACGAGAUAAAAGCUUUUCUUGAUUGUCGAUACAUAACAUCUGGAGAAGCAUGUUGGAGAUUGUUCAAAUUUGAUUUGUAUACUCAGUACCCCGCUAUUUUGCGUAUGUCAUAUCAUCUCCCCGGCAAGAAUGUUGUGUACUCUAGGCAAACAUCAACUCCUCAAGGUUUACUGCAUUCAAAACGUGCAAACACUUCCAUGCUACUAGGCUGGAUGCAGAUGAAUCAAUCAUCUAUUGAGGCAAGACAAUAUACAUUUGUUGAAUAUCCGCAGCAUUAUGUUUGGGAUACAACAAAAAGAGAGUGGCACAAGAGGAAAUCCAAGUUCUGUAUUGGCAGAUUAUAUAACUGUAAUCCUUCACCCACUAAUGAUCGGUUCUACCUACGAAUGUUGUUACAUGUUGUUCGAGGGUGUACUACCUUUGACGAGAUCAAAACAGUCAAUGGAGUAGUGCAUAAGUCUUUCAAGGAGGCAUGUUAUGCUCAUGGGUUGUUAGCUGAAGAUAAUGAGUGGAAUGACUGUUUGAAAGAAGCUUCAUUCUGGGCUUCUGGGUUUAAACUUCGAGAUUUGUUUGUCACUAUCCUAACUCAUUGCCAGGUGUCAAACAUUGGAGGCUUUUGGGCUACCAACUGCUCAUUAUUAUCUGAUGAUAUUUUGCAUAGUCGUCGAAGGGAGCUGAACAUGCCUAACUUGGUUAUGAGUGAGGAUCAAUUGAAGGACUGCUGCUUGCUGGAAAUAAACAAAUUGCUAUCAAGACACUGCAAAUCUCUAUAUGAUUUUCCUGGUUUGCCAGUUCCGGCUUCUCUGAAUUUGGUCUCUUCAUCAAAUAGAAUGAUUGCAGAGGAACUUAGCUAUAAUGUCGAAGAUCUUCGUCGUCAGUUUGAGGACAAAGUGAGCAAGCUAAAUUCCCAACAAAGAUUGGCAUACGAUGAAAUUAUUGACUCUGUAUAUACUGACAAAGGAAAAUCAUUCUUCAUUGAUGGACCAGGAGGAACUGGAAAGACGUUUCUAUGGCAGGUUAUUUGCAUGAAAUUGCGAUCAGAGCAAAAGAUUGUUUUAUGUGUUGCUUCUUCUGGAAUUGCAGCUUUACUAAUGGAUGGUGGUAGGACAGCUCAUUCUCGCUUUCAUAUCCCAGUAGAUUUGGAUGGAAGAUCAACAUGUAACAUUCAACAAGGUACUGAAUUAGCAGAGUUAGUUCAACGUACUUCAUUAAUCAUUUGGGAUGAAGUUGUUAUGUCACAUAAACAUUGUGUUGAAGCAGUUGACAAGACAUUGCGGGAUAUUUUACGCCCUCGGUUUCAGAAUAGUCAGGAUAAGCCCUUUGGAGGUCUUACUAUAGUUUUUGGUGGAGAUUUUUGACAAACAUUGCCUAUAGUACUAAAGGGAACACGUGCUCAGAUUGUCAACGCAUCUAUCAAGAGGUCUUACUUAUGGCAUCACUUGAGGGUGAUAAAAUUAAUUCAGAACAUGCGUUUAGCUUGAAAUAAUUGUUCUCCACAAGAAGCUCAAGAGAUUGCUGACUUCAACAACUGGCUUCUACAAGUUGGCGAUGGAAGAGACUCAAAUGUUUUUGGUGAGUCUACGAUUCCUAUCCCCCCUGAAUUGUUAGUCCACCAAGAAGUUGAUCCUGUUGUUGAUAUAGUAUGUUCAACAUACCCUGAUCUGAAUCUGAAUCAUAGAGCCCCGAGUUAUUUGGUUAGUCGAGCUAUUUUGGCUCCUCAUCAUGAUAUGGUAUCUGCAAUAAAUGCUUAUGUUUUAGAAAAAUUUCCUGGUGAUGAGUUCACAUACUACAGCUCAGAUUCAAUACAGCUCGAUCAUGGAAACCAAGAGGUUGUAGAUACUGAUUAUACAGUUGAGUUCUUGAAUACUUUGAAGAUUGGUAAUUUUCCAGAGCAUGCACUGAAGCUCAAAGUUGGGUGCCCACUGAUUCUGUUACAAAAUAUGGACCAAACUACAGGACUUUGCAAUGGCACAAGAAUGAUUGUAAAGACUAUGGGGAAAUGGUUCAUUGAAGUUGAAAUAAUGACAGGGACACAUGUUGGAGAUCGGGUAUUUCUUCCUAGAUUGACAUUGUCGACGUACUACAAGAGUUUGAACUUCACUUUAUCCAGAAGACAAUUCCCCAUUGCGCUUUGUUUCGCAAUGACCAUUAAUAAAAGUCAGGGGCAGACACUUGAUCAUGUUGGCUUAUGUCUUCAGGAACAAGUUUUUUCUCAUGGUCAGUUAUACGUGGCUUUAUCAAGGGUUACAACAAAACAAGGCAUCAAGAUUCUUAGCUCCCAUGCUACCGACGAUAAUACAAAGGCGAUGAAGAAUAUUGUAUAUGGGGAAAUUUUUGAUUGAUUCUGAAAUGUGGGAUACAGAUUAGGCCUUUUGUACUGCCUUUCUCUGCCUGGAUUUCCACAGUACUCGCCUUGCUUCUUCCAUUUUUACAUUUCUCGGCCCUCUGUCAAUUGAACUGGAACAUAUAUUCUCAUAACACUAUUGCUCAUCUACAUUUUGGGACCAGAAAUCGUUAUAUGUGCUGGUAGAUUUUAUAGCAAGCUUACCUUUUUCCUCUCCUUCUGCUUUCGUGCAUGCUUGGAUAAUAUGUGUUCCUCAGAUAUACAAAGUUUUCCAAUGAUUCUCGACCGUAUAAGCACCAUCAGUGGAUUCUAUAACAAUUUUUGCUCAGCCUGUUCACAAAAUAAUUCAUGUGCGUAAAC
Messenger RNA from Linum trigynum, 2987 nucleotides. The record is from the annotation of a GenBank genome assembly. Lineage: Eukaryota; Viridiplantae; Streptophyta; Magnoliopsida; Malpighiales; Linaceae.